UCCACUAAUGUCGGCCAUUUGUGUUAAAUUGAUGACUUAUCCAUGGAUGUGGCUAUUCAUGAAAAAUCCUACCGAGGGUGCACAAUGUGCCAUACGCUUGGCUACGGACCCACAACUGAAGCAUGUAACUGGCGAAUAUUUUAAUGAUUGUGAAAUAGCAGCAUCCUCCGAACCAGGCAAGGACAUGGAAUUGGCGAAAAAAUUAUAUAUGCAGACCAUGCAAGUUCUCGAGAAAAUAACCAAACUGCAAGUUUCAAAGGAGCUGGAUGCAGUGGAAGCUGACGCAGAACUAUUAUAGAAGUCGUGCGAUUCUGUAAACCGAAAGCCAAAUGCGGGCUAAGUGAAUUGAGUUAAUAUAUUUUUCAUAAAUCCUUCAUGCAUUUUUUAUAUCAUAUUUAUUAGGUUUAAGUCAAAAUUUACUAAAGUAAAUAAAAAUUUGAAUAUGACAUAAAUUUUAAGUUACUCAGACAGUUGCGCAAAGAACACAAACUAUAAAGUUUAAAAAUUUAU
This is a messenger RNA of Teleopsis dalmanni, 510 nucleotides long. RefSeq names its product retinol dehydrogenase 14-like. The coding region runs from base 8 to 298 and encodes 96 amino acids. Lineage: Eukaryota; Metazoa; Arthropoda; Insecta; Diptera; Diopsidae. The record is from RefSeq and is a predicted model, not a curated record. The transcript has 2 exons.